AUGCAGCUCACCACCAUCCUCACGGUCGUCGCCGGCCUGGCCAACGUGGCACUAGCACUCCCGGUCCCAGCGCCUCUGCCAGCUCCACCCGGCAUACCAUCCGCCUCAUCAGCUCGCAGCUCGCUCAGCGGUCUCACUGUACGCUCUUCCGGAAGCAUGACAGGCUACUCGCGCGAUGAGUUCCCUCACUGGAUCUCCAGCGGUGGUUGCUCUACCCGCGAAACUGUGCUGGCCAGGGACGGCAGCAAUGUCGUCCAAGACUCGUCUUGCGCAGCCACGAGUGGCACAUGGCGAAGCCCCUACGACGGUGCCACGCAAACCUCUGCUAGCGAUAUCGACAUUGAUCAUAUGGUUCCACUUGCAAAUGCUUGGAUCUCUGGCGCAAACUCCUGGACCGAAGCUCGCCGUCGCGAAUUCGCCAACGACCUGAACUCACCUCAAUUGUGGGCUGUGACAGCGAGUGUCAACCGGGCAAAGAGCGAUUCUCCGCCCAAUACCUGGAAGCCGCCUCUGACUAGCUUCCACUGCACCUACGCCAGGGGCUGGAUUGCGGUCAAAGCCAAGUUCGGUCUCAGUGUCACGAGUGCAGAAAGUAGCGCUUUGGGAGAUAUGCUGGACACUUGCUGA
Cyphellophora europaea CBS 101466 is the source of this 627-nucleotide messenger RNA. RefSeq lists its product as uncharacterized. The coding region runs from base 1 to 627 and encodes 208 amino acids. Lineage: Eukaryota; Fungi; Ascomycota; Eurotiomycetes; Chaetothyriales; Cyphellophoraceae. The record is from RefSeq and is a predicted model, not a curated record. The transcript has 2 exons.